This is a messenger RNA of Syngnathus typhle (broad-nosed pipefish), 3613 nucleotides long. RefSeq names its product troponin T type 2a (cardiac) (gene tnnt2a). Gene Ontology annotation, cellular component: troponin complex. The record is from RefSeq and is a predicted model, not a curated record. The transcript is spliced from 14 exons. Gene Ontology annotation, biological process: regulation of muscle contraction; sarcomere organization; cardiac muscle contraction. Gene Ontology annotation, molecular function: tropomyosin binding; troponin C binding; troponin I binding. Lineage: Eukaryota; Metazoa; Chordata; Actinopteri; Syngnathiformes; Syngnathidae. Bases 127 to 975 code for a protein of 282 amino acids.
CAUGGACACGAAAAGAAAACACAAGAAAUUGCUCGCAAAAAGAUGCUGAGCUUGCACUUUACAUUAGUAUGACUAAAUGACGGAUUUCUGGAGGGGGGGGGUGUGUGUUCAAGGUCACCGCUGGUCAUGUCGGAUAACGAGGAGCUAGUGGAGGAGUAUGAAGAGGAGGUGGAAGAGGAGGAAGAGGAGGUAGAGGAGGACCAGGCAGAAGAGGAGGUGGAAGACAAAGCCGGUGAAGAAGAGCAGGAGGAGGAGGAGGAGGAGGGCGCUGAAGAAGACGGCGAUGGGGAAGCAGACGAAGAAGAAGAAGAAAGCAAGCCAAAGUUCAAGCCAUUUAUGAUGCCUAAUCUCAUCCCGCCCAAGAUUCCAGAUGGCGAGAAGGUUGAUUUUGACGACAUACAUCGCAAACGGAUGGAGAAGGACCUGAUGGAGCUUCAAACUUUGAUUGAGGUUCAUUUUGAGAGCAGGAAGAAGGAAGAAGAAGACAUCAUUCAUCUUAAGGAGAGGAUCGAGAAGCGGCGCUCUGAGCGAGCCGAGCAGCAACGAAUCCGAAGCGAGCGAGAGAAGGAGCGACAGAAACGUUUGGAGGACGAGCGCACUCGCAAAGAAGAGGAAGAGGCCAAGAAAAGAGCCGAGGAGGAUGCCAAGAAGAAGAAAACCCUGACCAGUCUGCACUUUGGAGGCUACAUGCAGAAACUGACGGAGAAGCGCAGCGGCAAGAAGCAGACGGAGAGAGAGAAGAAAAAGAAGAUCCUAAACGAUAGACGCAAGUCUCUGGAUAUUGAAAAUUGGAAUCAGGAGCAACUCAAAACGAAAGCUAAGGAGCUGUGGGAGUGGAUGAAAGAGCUGGAAGCUGAGAAGUUUGAGCUGCAAUACCAGAUCACCAGCAAAAAAUACGAGAUCAAUGUACUACGGAACCGCGUCAGUGACCACCAAAAAACGUCCAAGAGGACCAAGAGAGGGCUGAGGAAAUAGAUCAAGUGAUAAGUUGGAAGCAAUCAUGCAGCGAAGCAAACGUCACUGCCAACUCUUUCCAGAAAAACAGCCGUCAACGGCUGAAUCACUAUUUACUGGAUUUAUGGAUGUUAAAUAAAGACAUUUCGUUUGGCCAAAGCGCUUUUUUUUCUUGAUUUGAUUUGAUUUCUUGAAGACAGUCGGACUGGACAAGUUCACCUCUUGAGAAGAAUGAAAAGGCCCAAGAAGCCUGAAGCCCAAAAAAAAGUUGAUACGGCUUUCUUAAAAGAGACAGGCUCCGACUUGACUGGGACUUUUCAGAUGCUCGUCAGACAUGAAGGGACUGAGACCAACCAGAAGGUUUAGAAAAUGAUGAACUGUUUGACAAAAGUAAUCAGACUACCGUAUUUUCCGCCCUAUAAGGCGCACCUAAAAACCUAAAAUUUUCUCAAAAACCGACAGUGCGCCUUAUAGUCCAGUGCGCCUUAUAUAUGGACCAAAUUCCUAAAUUCAAACUGGCCCGAAGUAUUGUGUCAUGAAAUCAAUCAUAAGUGGCCCGCUGAAGACUAUGAAUCGUGACUCAAAAAGACUAUGGAUCAUUAUUUUAUGAUUAUAAAGUCAUUUGUUCCGUCUGAAGUUGAAAUAAAAAAGAUAAAAUGGAGAAUGACUUGAUUUGGAUUAAAAAUCUGACAUGAUGCAUUAAUGGUGCGCCUUAUAGUCCGGUGCGCCUUAUAUAAGGAUAAAGUUUUAAAAUGGGCCAUUCAUUGAAGGUGCGCCUUAUAGUCCGGUGCGCCUUAUAGGCCGGAAAAUACGGUACUUUUGGAUUUAUAGCAGAAAUGUUAGUCAGCACGACAAAACAAGUCAAUUGUGCUGAGUGGUUUUCACUUAUGUCUUUCAGUUAGGGGGCAAUUAGUUUGGUAAAUUCCGAUUUCUUUGUUGAAAAUGCAGGAAAGACAGUUUUCACAUGAGCAAAACUGAAAAAAUAUUUUGUUGAAUGGCCCAACUUAAAAAUUUGUCAGUAUGUCGCCUUGAAAGUUUGAGUUCACUCAACUUAUUUAUCAGUUUGUUGCCUUGAACGUUUGAGUUUUUUUUAAACAGUGUAGUCACACUAUUAAAUAAACAGGGAGGGUUACGUCAAUGACUAACAAUAACCAGAAACAGAAAAACAAACAGACAACUUGAGAUCGGAAGAUAAAAAUAGGAGGAAAUACUCUAUGUAAAAAAAAAAAAAGCUUCGGCAAAUAUUUUCGAGCUGGUUGCUAGCAUUUCUCUUGUAGUAAGAGAUUUGAUGGUUUGCAUAUAUUACAAAUUUAUUGCAGGUUUGGUGGACAGAAAAGUAGUUAUUCUGUAACUGAGUGACAGUAAAUGCUAGUACCGUAUUUUCCCGACUAUAAGGCGCACCUAAAAACCUAAAAUUUUCUCAAAAGCCGACAGUGCGCCCUAUAGUCCGGUGCGCCUUAUAUAUGGACUAAAUUCCAAAAUCUAAACUGGCCCGAAGCAUUGUGUCAUGAAAUCAAUCAUAAGUGGCCCGCUGAACACUAUGAAUCAUGAAUCAAAAUGACUAUGAUCAUUAUUUUGUGAUUAUAAAUUAAUUUGUUGCGUCUGAAGUUGAAAUAGAAAUGAUAAAUAGAGAAUGAUUUGAUUUGGAUUAAAAAUCUGACAUGAUGCAUUCAUGGUGCGCCUUAUAGUCCGGUGCGCCUUAUAUAAGGACAAAGUUUUAAAAUGGGCCAUUCAUUGAAGGUGCGCUUUAUAGUCCGGUGCGCCUUAUAGUCCGGAAAAUACGGUAAUUAUAUGCCUCUUAAACAUUUCCACUAAAAUUUGAACGGUGGUAGCAUAUUCAAACGUCGAAAUAGUUCAAUUAAAAGUACAGAAAAAGAGGAAGAACCAUAAUUCUCAGCCGUCUUCAUUUUGAAUCCCCUCCAUUGGACACAAUGCAAAGAAUUACCAAAUAGCGAUUUAGAUUUUUGAGUUCCUCAUUUUAUUCAGAACACAGACAAUAAUGUUAAAAAAAGCAACGUGUAACAUGAAAUACAAAUCAAUUAAAUUGCCUGUUUGUGACAUGAACAGAGAAGGAACAUUCAAAGUUAAUUGUACACAUUGGUAAAUAUACUGUCGCGGUGAGUUUAAGUAGCGAGUUAAAAUACGCACUGUAACCGUGUAACGUUUCCACAGUAUAACAUAGUUUGUACUAUUUUAAUCUUUCAGAAUGUACCAAUGAUUAAGAAUGUGUUAAAAUAGUGCUCAUUUGGAGGUGAUCAGAGUGUCUCCUCCUGAUUUAAAGGCGAACUGAAACUAAGCUAGGCUACGCUAACUGCUUUAUAUGAGCUAAGUUUCUCCUGUAAGAUCAUUUUGGUAAGCGAAAACAAUUUCCCCGUAACUCCACGUUUAGCAAAGUUAAAUAUGGUUGUUGAGAAAGAGAUUAAAUUAACAAGACAUAUAUUCAUAUAUAUAUAUAUUUCAUCGUCCUCAAGGGCGCGAGAAAGAUGUGAUUGGAAGUGAUAUAUUUUAGCAUUUUCUCUCCACAUCACACUCAAGUUAACCAAGCGAAAAACACACUUGCCUAUUCAUAUGCACAGAUGCAAACCGAUCCAAAUUAAAUACAGACAACACCGCAAAAUUAAUAAUGACGUUCAAAGCUUCUUUUUUUUUUUUUUCCAAA